AUGUCAAAAGAGCGUGAUCGUUCGUAUCCGUUUAUCCUCUGUGUUCCAGAGAUAUUAGACAUGAUCCUACGAUAUCUUCCGGCUAGAGAACUACGCACAACAGCCAGAGUUAACAUCUUGUGGAGGAAUAUUUCUAUGCGCAUUCUCCAUUCACGUACCUCAUGGAGCAUUUAUUACCUCGCUGACAAGCUCAUCACAGGUAACGAAAUUGACACUAUAAUCGAAAACAUGUACACGGAACCACGAUUGGUUAUUCACUUAAGCCAUCGAGAAAUCUGGUUCACGAGGAGAGAACCUCGAAGACGAAGAAACGAAGAGCGCCAACUCGUAAGAUCUGUGUUCAAUUUAUACUCCAAGCUUCCGCCAGGAUGCGUUACGCUUGGUUGUACUACCGAGCGUAUUGUCUUUCAACAGCCCAUUGACGAGUUUACCCCUGAUCAGAUGCUUCACCUUAAAGCUGGACACGCUUUCAUGUGUGCACCUUACAUGCCUGGUGUGAAAUACCAUCAUGUCUAUUUGCGCACACCAAAACCUCCUUCUGCAAGUAACUGGUGUGCGAUGUUUGAUCUGCCCGCUGAUACACCGGUAAAGUUGGUGAUCCUAAUUGCAUUGUCAGCGAGCAGGGACUUUAUUCCUUUCAUUGCUGCAGGUAAUGUGCGUUUUAUUCUUGACAGUUAACUGAAAUAUGCUUAUAUUCCAGUAAAAAGUUUUCUGCUUGUGUUAAAGGUUAGUUCGGGCAUUCCUCGCCAACCUGACUUCCUAAAACAUUUCUAAAAGGGGGUGCCAAGUCAAUUUAAUUCUUUUUUACGCCAUACGGGACAUUUCCACACAAUUUUGUCGGGACAUUUCUUUGUAAUUUUUUGGAUUUUAGGCAAUUGGCGUAGAUUCAAGGGAGUUUAAUACAGAAAAUAACUAAGGCAGAUUCAUGUUUUUUUCUCGUUCUACAUUCUGCAUUUGGCGUAUACAUUCGUCACGUUGUCGAAUGAGCUCGUCAUUUUGCUUAUGCAUUCAGUUAGUUUUUUCCUCUAUAAAGCUACGGUCCCCUAAAAGUAACGAAAGCCUUUUUACGCUAUUUAGACGGGCGCAUGUCCAACUUAGUAAACUAAUGUUUGAACUUAGCGGAAAGGCGCGGUUUGGCUAGCGAUUGAAUUUAAAAAAAUGGCUGACGGGUUAAAUGCGUUCAGCUAUUGAUGGGUACGUAGCAGAUGGUAGACACAAGACCAAAUUUGUUUCGCGCAGUAUUGAGGAAGUAAAAGGUGACAGUUAAGCUGCAACAGUAUUGUGUGCAACAAAUUUCUCCACAACGCAGUUUACGCUAUUGAACUCUAAAAAGUGGUUCGAUAUUUAAAUUUCACGUUGCAACCAUUUCCAUCCUUGCCAAAGAAAAAUUAAGACUUGCACUUGUUUUUAGGUUGAAUAGAAGAGUAAUUUUUAAAAAAAUCGAUUCUCAGUUUUCGGUUUUCUUUGUUUCCUGUGUUUUUAGAGUUUAAAGAAAUACACAAUACCAAAUAAUAUUAUGAAUCGUGACACUUUCUUUAACGUCCGACAUCAUACGGUGCAAAACAGAAUCCCGGCAUUUGACCUGAUUUGACAUAAUAUACCUUCCGUUUCAGGAAUCAGGGAGACAUAUGGUAACCAAGUGGUCGUUUUUGCCGGGGUUGGUCACGACCGUUUAUUCAUCGACGGACUGGUAAAAAGAGCAAGAGUUGUCGCUAUUUUCAUUUCUGGCGAACGGUUCCGAGCAUGCGCCGGAAUAUUAAACCGCGGAAACAAUGCCGACUUUUACACUCCGGCUCACGAACUCGUAGAAGAAGCGAGGUUAGAAGGAUUUUCACCAAAAUUCUCGCUACUCUUUACUUCUAGAUUCGUUCACAAAGGACAAGCUUUCUAUUCUAGCUCUCAAACUGCUUUUAAAGAAGGGUUUUCGAAUAUUCCCAUGCUCGGAUUUUAUUCAUACGGUGAAUACUGUCUGACCCCGAGUGACUCUGGGAUAACAAGGAUUAAUGAAUACAAACGACAUAUGAGAUACAACUCUGCUAUUUACUGCGUGUGUUCCCAUAGAAACGAAGCAGAGUAG
Molecule: messenger RNA, 2077 nt
Organism: Porites evermanni
Lineage: Eukaryota; Metazoa; Cnidaria; Anthozoa; Scleractinia; Poritidae
Source: the annotation of a GenBank genome assembly